This is a messenger RNA of Oryza brachyantha (malo sina), 1305 nucleotides long. Its product is annotated as histone H1-like. Gene Ontology annotation, molecular function: double-stranded DNA binding; structural constituent of chromatin; nucleosomal DNA binding. Gene Ontology annotation, biological process: nucleosome assembly; negative regulation of DNA recombination; chromosome condensation. The record is from RefSeq and is a predicted model, not a curated record. Bases 124 to 1005 code for a protein of 293 amino acids. Lineage: Eukaryota; Viridiplantae; Streptophyta; Magnoliopsida; Poales; Poaceae. Gene Ontology annotation, cellular component: nucleus; nucleosome. The transcript has 2 exons.
CACCCACCUCCGGCGAGCAGCUGCUCCGGCAACCUCCACGCGCACCUCUCUCUCUCUCUCUCUCUCUCUCUGCUCCGGCGAGGCUCUCGCGCGCACGGAAGCGUCGGUUAGAGCAGUGCCCUGAUGGCGACCGACGUGGCAGCGGCGGAGCCCGAGGUGGCGGCCGAGGAGACCGCGGCCGCGCCGGAGACCACGGCCACCGCCGGGGACUCCAAGCCGGCGAAGGAGGCCAAGGCCAAGGCCAAGAAGGCCGCGGCGCCAAGGAAGGCGCGCUCCAACGCCGCACACCCGCCGUACGCCGAGAUGAUCUCGGAGGCGAUCACGACGCUGAAGGAGAGGACUGGGUCGAGCCAGUACGCGAUCGCCAAGUUCCUCGAGGACAAACACAAGGACCACCUGCCGUCCAACUUCCGCAAGCAGCUGCUCGUCCAGAUCAAGAAGCUCGUCGCCGGCGGCAAGCUCACGAAGGUGAAGAACUCCUACAAGGUGCCGCCGACGCGCGCCCCCGUCGCGGCCAAGCCGAAGGCGAAGCCCGCCGCCGCCAAGCCCAAGCCGAAGGCGAAGGCCGCCGCUAAGCCCAAGGCGGCUGCCAAGCCGAAGGCCAAGGCUCCGGCCAAGCCCAAGGCCGCCGCAAAGCCAAAGGCGGCCGCCAAGCCCGCCGCGAAGACCAAGGCAGCGGCGAAGCCCAAGUCUCCAGCCAAGCCAGCCGCCAAGCCGAAGGCCGCCACCAAGGCGAAGGCCAAGCCGGCCGCGAAGCCGAAGGCCAAGGCCGCCCCCAAACCCAAAGCCGCCGCCGUGACCAAGACGAAGGCGACCUCCGCACCCGCCCGGAGGCCGGCCAAGGCGGCGAAGACCUCAGCCAAGGACACCCCCGGGAAGAAGGCGGCACCAGCAGCCAAGAAGCCCGCCGCAGCGGCCAAGAAGGCUCCCGCCAAGAAGGCCGCGCCAGCGAAGAAGGCCGCCGCUCCGGCGAGGAAGGUGCCGGCCCGGAAAGCCAAGAAGUAGAGCUCCCCGGCCGAGUGAUCUAGGGCUUCAUGGUUGUUUUUCUUAGCUGUUUCUUUUUCCUUUCUUCUUAGUUGCGAGGAGGGCCGAGGGGUACUAGCUUGUAAAUUUGAUAUCGAGGCGGGGGUACACUGGUCAUUUCGUACCCAGGGUGUGGUGCGACGAAGACGACGGCGACGGCGAGACAGAUUGUUUUAGGGCACUGUAUUUUCCGAUGAGUAGAUUGGUGGAGUUUUUAUUGUUGUGGUAACAAUCCCUGUGAUAUUUGUCGAAAUCACCUUAGCUAAAUUACGUAUUUUAAUU